AAAGGAACAGCGAGCUUCGGGAAGAGGAGGAACAAGACGCAUACUCUCUGCAUCAGAUGCGGCCGCCGCAGCUUCCACCUCCAGAAGAGCCGCUGUGCUUCUUGCGGCUUCCCCGCCGCUCGCCUGAGAAAAUAUAACUGGAGCGAGAAGGCCAAACGGAGGAGGACGACUGGUACCGGAAGGAUGAGGUACCUCCAGUCAGUUUGCGUCAGGUUCAAGUAUAGCUUCAGAGAAGGCAAAAUUCCCAAACUUGAAUUUCUGCUAGAUUUACUUAGAACACACUCUGUAAUUCUGAAAAAUAACUUCCUCUGUAUUUACACUCAUCCCCUGUUUUUUCAGGGACGAUGGCAGCGCCAAGGAAGAAAAACAGAGCCUCUGCUUAAUUGUGGAAAGACGCCAACUUUGCAAGACUUAAUAUAG
Molecule: messenger RNA, 420 nt
Organism: Linum tenue
Lineage: Eukaryota; Viridiplantae; Streptophyta; Magnoliopsida; Malpighiales; Linaceae
Source: the annotation of a GenBank genome assembly